This is a messenger RNA of Penicillium salamii, 2343 nucleotides long. NCBI's taxonomy places the organism in Eukaryota, Fungi, Ascomycota, Eurotiomycetes, Eurotiales, Aspergillaceae. The record is from the annotation of a GenBank genome assembly.
AUGAUGAGUGCAGCCACAAAGUCUCGUGUCUCAGCUACAGCUACUGGCACAGAGAGCAAGUCUACGAAUCCCAUACCCCCAGCUCACCAAGAGCCACAUGCCUCUCCACCGAUCAAAUCAAAGAUGGAUGAGGAUCUCCGCCCAACACCCAACGAGCUAGUCGAGGCCAAGGCAGGCCUUGAUACAGUCACUCAUGCCCAGACAGAUCCCAAGAAAGCGAAGGCAAUUGCCAGGGCAGCAGUCAAGCGCGCAAAACCAAUCCGACGACAGACGACCUCCGCCAAGCGCAGGAAGCCCAACUCGACCAAGACCAAUGCUGCCAAUCGAGGGAACACUAUACCACAGCUUCCAUUGAUCACCGUCGCUAAGAGCGCGCUCGCAGCUCCAAUUGAGCAAACAAAACCUUCACUCCCAGACAACUCGAAUGCUCAAACCAAUGCGACCGCCACAAAGGACAAUGUGGAUCUGCCAAAGGCCUCUCUCCAGACAUCUCCCUCGAAAGACGACCAAGCCAAACAUCUGAAUCACAGCCAACGAGUGAGUGUUGAGAUCCGAAGCUGCUCGCCAGUAGCAAGUAUUUCGUCCUUUGAUCUCGAUUACCAUGUCAAGGGGCCAUCGCAUGGCCAGAUGAUCAGUAUCCUGGAACACAGGGCACAGAUGAAAGAACAAAGCAACCAAGAGAGAACCAUGCGCAUGGUUUCUGAGACUUGCACCAGUUCCACAGACGUAACCGGAAAGCCAGCUCUGGCGGAUUCUUCCAAGCUCACAAUUCUGGAGUCAAGGAUGCUACCCAAGGCAAAGCCCAAGCCUAAAGUCGUGCGCAAGAGUCGUUCCUUUCAGCCUCACAAACCAAGAGGCAGAGCACAAAGUGUUGGCAGCAAGCUUAUGCUCGCGCUGCACAAGAACGAAAACUCUCAACCUGGACCAGUCCUUGAGGAUCAGGUCUGUAUCAUCAUUUCAUCGGAUGCAGUUCAGCCGGAAAGUCCUAAAAUUGUGAAGCAGUGUGAUGUAACGGCCAAUUCACCCCCCAAACCUAUGGAUGCUGAGCAGAUACAGCAUAGCGCUAUCCGUGCUGCUAAUCAACAGCAUCUCAUCAAGCCAGAGAAAGUCAGAUCAUCUUCCCCAGUUGUUGUUGAUGACACAAAAGAGGUCGAAGUGGUCGAUGCAACAGGCGGGAUGGCCUCCUGGGGCUAUUUUUUGAGUUCUCUAGGGCACAGCGAAGGGUCAAGCACUGAAGACUCUGAUGUGGAAAUCGGCAGGGGUCUGAUAGAUGAUGAACCUUCCAUCCUCGACUACCACAUGGAGAUGGAACACCUGUCUGGUUUUCAAAGCCUGCGACCUAUCAUCUCCGAGCGGACCACAUCGUCGCAACUCACUAAACUCUGUGAAAGUCAGAUGUCUACAUCGUCAGGCACUCCGUCUCUAGGAAGGAAUGAUCCCCCUGCAGCAACUGUUCUCGAGACAUGUGAAUCCAGCCACACGCCGGAGUCACAGAAGCCUCUUUUGCGCGGGGAACGGUCUGUGAUGCAAAAAUCUUCUCCCCUACAACCAAGAUCUGUUCCGAAAACUAGCAUCGUCGACAGAAACGGGAGUCCCCGACUUCUCCCCUUGCUAGCGACGGAAACAAUUCCCUACAAAGUCGACUACAAUGCCGGACAAGAAAACGCCGACUUGGAGACCAGCCCAAGUCGGUAUGAUCGAAGCUCCAGUUCUCAUUGCACGGAGAGUUCAUAUGGAGGUGUCGUCUGGACCAAGUUCCAGAGAGACAUGCUCAUUGCUUACGGGGUUGAGACCGACAAGCUGGCCCGAUCUCACUGGCCAUCAGUGAAGCCUCGGCCCUCACUCUCACAAGACAUAGCUGAUGGUGCCCGCUCUGACCAAGAGUCGACGACUGGCAGGCUGAGCCUAUCCUCCCAGCGAACCAUCGAAGAAAGAGGAUUGGACGCACCGCCAGAUCGACCAUUUGAUAGAUCAUUCCGCACUGAUAUCUCGGGGUCAACCCAGCCCGAUGUGAAAUCACACCGCUCCUCAGAUGAGGAUCCAAUGGAAUGGAUCUCAACCCUCCAAGCCGCCCAAAAAGACGCGCACCACCUGUUGCACCAGACUAACUCAAACCUCUCCGAACAAUUAGCGGCGGAGAAAGCCACAAUCACCCGCGUCCUAGGGAUUUACCGAGAAGGGUGUGGUCGGAUCCUCGAUGAUCUUUUCAAAGUCCAAGAGGCACGAAUGCAGUUAUACAAACAGCAGAUCCAACAGGUCAAAGAACAGCACGCGGAUAUCUGUCAAGAUUUAGUCCGUGGAUUGCAAGAGCUGGAUCGUCGGGUGCAACAGGGGCCAAUUUAA